GCUGCAGCCAUUGCACAGCCGAGCAUCCCACAUUCAACAGGAGGAACCCGCGGGAGAGGAUCCCGAGCCCACCGCCGCAGCCGCCGCAGCCCGUGCGCCCCGCGCCCCCGUGCGCCAUGGCCAAGGAAGGUGUGGAGAAGGCGGAGGAGACGGAGCAAAUGAUCGAGAAGGAGGCAGGCAAAGAGCCUGCUGAGGGCGGCGGCGGCGGCGGCUCUCACCGCCUCGGGGACGCCCAGGAGAUGCGCGCCGUGGUGCUGGCCGGCUUCGGGGGUCUCAACAAGCUGCGGGUCACCAGGAAGGCCAUGCCUGAGCCGCAGGACGGCGAGCUCAAGAUCCGCGUCAAAGCCUGUGGUUUAAACUUCAUUGACUUGAUGGUGCGACAGGGGAACAUCGACAAUCCUCCCAAGACCCCCCUGGUGCCAGGAUUCGAGUGUUCUGGGAUUGUUGAAGCUCUAGGGGACAGCGUGAAAGGAUAUGAGAUCGGUGACCGUGUCAUGGCAUUUGUCAAUUACAAUGCCUGGGCAGAGGUGGUCUGCACGCCGGUGGAAUUUGUCUACAAGAUCCCAGACGACAUGAGCUUCUCAGAGGCUGCCGCAUUCCCCAUGAACUUCGUCACAGCCUACAUGAUGCUGUUUGAAGUUGCCAACCUUCGAGAAGGGAUGUCCGUGCUUGUGCACUCGGCUGGCGGCGGCGUGGGCCAAGCUGUGGCUCAGCUGUGUUCCACUAUCCCCAAUGUGACUGUCUUUGGAACAGCUUCUACUUUCAAGCAUGAAGCAAUCAAAGACUCCAUGACCCACCUCUUUGACAGGAAUGCAGACUAUGUGCAGGAAGUGAAAAGAAUCUCUGCUGAAGGAGUGGACAUUGUUUUGGAUUGCCUCUGUGGGGAUAACACUGGAAAAGGUCUCAGCCUUCUCAAACCACUGGGAACCUAUAUUUUAUAUGGUUCAUCCAACAUGGUGACUGGAGAGACCAAGAGCUUCUUUAGCUUUGCAAAGUCAUGGUGGCAGGUCGAGAAGGUGAACCCCAUCAAGCUCUACGAAGAGAACAAAGUCAUCGCGGGGUUUUCCCUUUUGAACCUGCUCUUCAAACAGGGCCGCGCGGGCCUCAUUCGAGGAGUGGUGGACAAACUCAUUGGGCUCUACAACCAGAAGAAGAUCAAGCCCGUGGUAGACUCCCUUUGGGCCCUGGAGGAGGUGAAGGAGGCCAUGCAACGGAUCCACGACCGGGGGAACAUCGGCAAAUUAAUUCUCGAUGUAGAGAAGACCCCGACUCCACUGAUGGCCAACGACAGCACAGAGACCAGCGAGGCGGGAGAAGAGGAGGAGGACCACGAGGGGGACAGUGAGAACAAGGAGCGGAUGCCCUUUAUCCAGUAACCCAGGACCCAGGCAGGAGAAUGUGAAGGAUGGUUUGGAACAAGAGGAGCCCGUCGAGAAAGCUCUUCUGUGCCCCAGUGAACAAAUGCUGUAGUCCACUGUGUGUUGUGUUUGUCUGCAGUCAGCUGAGCUAAAAGCUGUUGAUCACUGUUGUUUCUGAAAUUAAGUGCCAAGCCCAUCCCAAGCAGUAUUAUGUCCCCCCCCCAUCUGUGUAUUACACUCCCCCCUCUCUCCUACUUCAAAACCAUCCAUCUUUGGGUCCUUCUUGACAGUUCUAGAACAGCCUUGCAAAUUAAUACGAGCCCACAGGCCCAAUGCCUACGAGACCAGACAUGGGCAAAGACAAGUUUGGAUUGAAAGGUGUUAUCAUAAAAGCACUGUCCAGAUCCUAGAAUUCUUCAGGCCAAUGACACUUUUUGUUGCCAGGCACCCAUGAUUCUGACAAGGGCACUUGCCAAUGUGGCUGGCAGAAGGAGGGUAGGCCAGGAGGUGCUUUUAUA
This is a messenger RNA of Lontra canadensis (Northern American river otter), 1876 nucleotides long. It is a transcript of the gene VAT1L, whose product is annotated as vesicle amine transport 1 like. The record is from RefSeq and is a predicted model, not a curated record. Gene Ontology annotation, molecular function: oxidoreductase activity; zinc ion binding. The coding region runs from base 117 to 1376 and encodes 419 amino acids. NCBI's taxonomy places the organism in Eukaryota, Metazoa, Chordata, Mammalia, Carnivora, Mustelidae. The transcript is spliced from 9 exons.